UGAUAUCUUGCCCGAAGAAAUAAAACGCCUGGAAUUUCACUGUUUUGAGGCAAUGAAAUGAAAUUUACUCCGGAGUCAGCUGUUAAGGAUGGAUUCUAAAACACCACUGACAUCAGAUAAACGUACAGUAUAGUGAAAGUGAGCUGCAGUCUAACAGGAUGCUACUCUUGUCAAGUACAAAUGGAACAUAAAGUUGUGAGCUAUGGGUGGUGCUGGUGUUAGCAGAAAUGUUAGAAAGCUACAUGAACUAGUUGUGUUAGUUGGUAAGGAAGUAUAAUCAGGAGGAGAAAAAGUUUAUGCCAGACAGAAUUGGCUCAUAGAGUGAUAAGAUUACUUUCCUCUGGUGUGGAGUCAGGGAGAGCUUUUUGACACUUAAUAAAGCAAAUAAAAAUAACUGGCUGAUGGAGUACAGUGAGAGAGUUCUGUGUGGGACGGGGGAGGUGGAGCUGGAUCCCAACAUUGUGAGUGAAGAGGCAGGAAAACUGUAUUCAGAACUACAGACAGUCAUUGAGAUCCAUGGUGAAGGUGUGGUGGAGUCACUGGUACCCAUAUUUGUGUGGGUACUGGAGGGGCUGGCCAGCUGCAAAGCCCAGCUGAGAGACAGGGAGGAGGAGGCGGAGAGAGAGAAAGCUGAGCGAGAAGAGUUGCUGGAGAGAUACCAAGCUGAGAAAGCGCUAAGGAAAGAAAGUCAAGAGAGGUAUCUGGAGCUGGAUGACCAAAUUGAACAGGAAAGGAGAGCCAUGAGAGCGAGGGACAAGGAGCGUGAACGGCGAGAGAGAGACCUAGAGAAAAAAGCGAGAGAGCAAGCUGAUCAAUUGGUGGCCUUAGAGGAGCAGAAGGCGAACAUGAGCAGAGAACUGAGCACACUGAAGCUUACCCACAACAAGUUGGCUCACACACAUCGGGAACUAUUGGAAAAGAGGAAGGACUCUGACAGAGAUUCACCUCUAAGGAAUCAUAUACGUCCCAAGAAUACAGAAUUUCGAUCCACUCAAGUCCCUUCUGAAUCCAGUGUUAAUGAUAAGCAGACUGUCCAAAGACCACAUUCGCUCUCGGUUCCCCCGUGUUUGGAAGAUGUACUAACCAAGGAAGAAAAGGCGAUUGACAUCACAGUGAAGUCCACCUCAAACCAGUUUGUCAAUGACAUAAUAAGCUCCACUCCUGAGCUGACACAAUUUCAUGGCUGGGUGGAUGCAAGCACCCCUGUUAGAUCAGACACCGAAGAGCCAACGAAAAAUGAGUCGGGGACCAGCUUGGAGAACGAGAUGAGGGGGUUGCAGGAGGAGAAAGAAGAAGAGAAGGAGUGGAAAAUAGAAGAGGGGAAAGAAGGAGAGAUGCAGGAAAAAGCUGAGGAGGAGGUGGAGGAAGAUGAUAGCAUGGAGUGGGAGCUACGCAACACAGACUCAGUGUUCUCUGAACUGUCAGAACUGAGUCGGGAUUAUGUGGAGACUGUAGACCAAGGGGCCAGCGUCAGAGGCAGUGCCGACCAGUUUGAGGAGAUUCUUUCUCAGUAUGAGGAACUGAAAAUCACCCAUGAGUUAGUAGAAGCUGCCCGUAAAGUCUUGAUAUCUCGGGUAGUGGAGCUGACUGAUGACCGUUCAGCUCUUAAACUGGAAGUGACCUCUCUUCAGGAAACGGUCUCACGAUUAGAGGGCCGGAUGAAGGAGAAAGAGGAGGAAAUUAAAAGACUUCGUAAAGAACUAGACGCAUGCCAAGCUGAAGAUCCUGAUGCCUCUCUACCUCCAACCAUGCGCCACUUCUCUCGUUCUGAAAUGGCUCGUGUGGUCAUGGAGAAGAACCAGUACAAGCAGCGUCUGUUUGAGCUGCAGGAAGCAGUCAGACGCAGUCAGGCACUCAGAGCAACAAAAGAGGAGAGGUUGUCAGAGGACAAAAGGUCAAGCGUUUGGAGAAAGUUCAACCGCUUGUUUGGCCUGUCCAAGCAACCAUUAAUCCUGCCUCACGCUCCUGCAUUUACUCUUCCAACUUCUCCAUCAUUCGCUCGCCCUCCUCUGGGGUCUCCAGAUUUACAGGCUGUCAGUCAAACUCAAACAGAAUCUGCUUCUCCUGCUGCCCUCUCACCUCGUAUCAGGAGGAGGGAACUCUACAGAGAAAUUCGCUCCCACAUUUGGGGAGCACUUGGAAAACGACAGAUACACGGCUGGAGCACACCGCUGGCAAACACACAGGAAUCCCAGGAACCUGUCCCAGAGCCUAAAGAUGUGCCCAUGUUAGUGCGGCUCAGGCUGUUGGAUCAAAGAGACUCCACUGCUAAGCUGAACUGUGCUGUUGCAGUCACGCCUGAGAUCUCAGGAGAGGCCACAUGUUCUGUGUGGGUAGUUUCUGGCCCUGCGUCCUGCAGUGAUAUUACAGUGAUUGACCCAGCACGGUCCAACACAGUACUGGAUCAGUUCAAUCUCCCUCCCACAGCUCCUGCCCUCUGCAUCUGUGCUGUGCCUCCCAUAGGUGACGCUAAAGGAACUGUGUGGAUUGGGACUCAGGAAGGAAGUAUACUGAUACACUCGGCCUCUGCUGGAAGGAGGCGCUGUCUGCAGUCUGUUUCCCUCUCAGAGGGCGUUCAUUCGCUCACGUAUUCCGAGGGUCAAGUAAUAGCUGGUUUAGCUGAUGGGACUUUAGCUUUUUUCUCCCAUAGUUCAGGUGACUGGAAUCUGCAGUCACACACUGUGAUGCCGCUUGGAUCAAACCCUUUGCAGCCUAUUCGCUGUUGCCUUUCAAAGGGUAGUCGAUUGUGGGUAGGGUACUGGAACAAGGUCCAUGUGGUUGACAUUGACAGCAGAAAAGUUGAGCAAGUAUUCUCAGUCUCUGAGCGCAGUGAGCAGCAGGUCCGUUUCCUCUGUGCUGGUGGAAGUGGUGUUUGGACGUCCUGCCGACUUGACCCAGUACUCAGAUUGUUUGAUUGGACCACUGCACGGCCGCUACAGGAAGUUGACUUUACUGCUUUGGUCACUAAAACAUUAGGCCAGGCCUUCCUGACACUCUCACCUCUUCAGAUCUCCUCUCUCACAAUCAUUUCUGGAAGACUGUGGGUGGGCACGGGAGGUGGUGCCAUCUUCUCCUGUCCAUUAUCUAUAACAUCAGAGGCGGUCUCUAUCCCAUAUUGCUCUCUGGCAUCAGCCCAGCUGUGUUACCAUGGACAUAGACAAGUUGUCAGAUUCAUCAUUGCUGCACCUGGCUGUUUGAUGACCUGCCCUGGCAGCAGCACUGUCACUACCUCUCAGCUCAUCCUCAGUGGAGGAGAAGGCUACAUCAACUUCCGCAUUGGAGAUGAUGAAAGUGAUGCAUCGGCUGAGUUGUCGCAAGCUACACCUCAGCGGUCUGAACGCAGUCACAUGAUCAUCUGGCAGAAUCCCAGCCCUCCUUUGCCCAGUCCUGCCCUCUGAUAUUGAUCAUCUCUUGGAUCCUAUCUUUUGCAGUAAAGCAAAGAUAGAGCAGACAUAGACUGCUGAGACAGCAAUGGAAAUGGUGCUUUCAUUGAAGUGAAUCCACAAACUUCUCAUUGUGGCAGCAAUAAAAGUAUCCUAUAAAACAUGUGAUACUUCACUAGAUCAUUCUUGUUUACCUCACUCAUUUUGUACAUCUGUCUUUUGACUGGAUUUAUCCAAAAAAUAUGAUGCUGCCCUGUUGUGUGCCUUCAUCGGACAUAAUCAACAAUAUCAGUGUUGUGGUAUUAGUCAGUAAGUCAACUGUUAAAAUCGUAUCGUCUUAUACUCUGUCUUUUGUCUUUUCUCCUGAAUAGUAAUAACCAGUUUCUUCCUUGGCACUGGCAGUGCAUUGAGUUUCACUGACAUCCAGACCCUUGUUGCUCAUCACAUGGUAGUCAUUCAUAUCCUUAUUUCAUUAGAGGGGCAAUAUUUGUUAUGGAUAUUUUGAUCAUAAAGUUAAACUUAAUAAUGUGGCUGCUCUUUAAGCCACUGUGUUCAUACUUUGUUGUUAACUGUGAACUGGAAGCAGGCAUUGCUUUUCUCUCAGACAAUCAGACACUUGUUUAUCUCCUGUUGCUGCAUUGAGAUUGAUGACAACUUCUUUUCAUUGCCUUUCUGUUCAUUUUCUGUUGUAUUAUCAAAUUGAACUCUUUUACAUUGCACAAGGUGUAACUACAAUUUACUUCACAUUUUAAACGUGUGUCUGUGUACGAAUAUGUGUGAUAUCCCAUCUAAACAAUUACAGUACUUGUCCUAAGAAAUUAUUUAUUUGCUUGAUGCCUUUCUGUGGAUGUCAUGAAAUCCUUUAAGUGACUUAAUUUGUUUUAUGUUUCAUUUUGAUUUCAGAAUAUUUUGUAAAAUAAGGGAGAUCAUUUUCUUUCAAGUGUCCUAUGCAGUAUUUAUAUGAAAUUACAAGUAUGUGCACAUUAUGUUGAUAUCAUAGCUGCUCCUUAUUCUUCAUGGGAAUGAAGACAUGAGUGCUGGUUCUGACUCAACCUUGUGCAAACAUGAUUACUGUCAUUAAAAUUGUAUUGAAAGAU
This is a messenger RNA of Scomber japonicus (chub mackerel), 4480 nucleotides long. Its product is annotated as C-Jun-amino-terminal kinase-interacting protein 4. Lineage: Eukaryota; Metazoa; Chordata; Actinopteri; Scombriformes; Scombridae. Gene Ontology annotation, cellular component: cytoplasm. The record is from RefSeq and is a predicted model, not a curated record. The coding region runs from base 402 to 3398 and encodes 998 amino acids. Gene Ontology annotation, molecular function: JUN kinase binding; signaling receptor complex adaptor activity; kinesin binding. The transcript is spliced from 28 exons. Gene Ontology annotation, biological process: vesicle-mediated transport.